AAGAAGAACCAGAAGUCAGCUCACUCCAUUGCCCGGCUGCAGAAGAAGCUCGAUCGGUAUCGAAGAAGGCUCAGGGAGAUCGAAGAAACUGGAGCACCCAGGAGCUCCAAGGACAUUUCCAAAGACAACCUCAAGGACAUGCAGCACACUCUGCAAGAUGCCCACUCCAAGCCCCGAACUGCUCCCCACAGCCUGGAGAGCAGUAAGUCGGCCAUGCUGGGGGUCAGUAAGUCGGCCAUGCCGGGGGUGUUGCUCAAGUCCCGAGAAUUUGCCAACUUGAUCCGGAGUAAAUUUGGCAGUGCUGACAACAUCGCUCAUUUAAAAAACUCCCUAAAAGAGUUUAGGCCAGAGACCAGUGCCAGGGCCUACGGAGGCAGCACCACCAUUGUAACCAAACCCAAAUACGGCAGCAAUGACGAGUGUUCCAGUGGCACGUCGAGCUCUGCCGACAGCAAGUGCAUCAACAUGAUCCUGGCCUUCAUGGUGGUCCUCUUGUUGGGC
This is a messenger RNA of Elephantulus edwardii (Cape elephant shrew), 501 nucleotides long. Its product is annotated as transmembrane and coiled-coil domains protein 3-like. The record is from RefSeq and is a predicted model, not a curated record. The transcript has 2 exons. The annotation marks the transcript as partial. NCBI's taxonomy places the organism in Eukaryota, Metazoa, Chordata, Mammalia, Macroscelidea, Macroscelididae. Gene Ontology annotation, cellular component: endomembrane system.